Boleophthalmus pectinirostris (great blue-spotted mudskipper) is the source of this 3214-nucleotide messenger RNA. It is a transcript of the gene clpxb, whose product is annotated as caseinolytic mitochondrial matrix peptidase chaperone subunit Xb. Gene Ontology annotation, cellular component: mitochondrial matrix. The record is from RefSeq and is a predicted model, not a curated record. Gene Ontology annotation, molecular function: ATP binding; ATP-dependent protein folding chaperone; zinc ion binding. Lineage: Eukaryota; Metazoa; Chordata; Actinopteri; Gobiiformes; Gobiidae. Gene Ontology annotation, biological process: protein folding; proteolysis; protein catabolic process.
AGCUAACAUGCUGUAACCUAGUGGGAAGGGCAUGGAUGAAGAGGGGUGCAAAAACUACAAAACAGCAAGCGUUGCAACACUGGGUGUCCAACCUAAGAAUUUAAGGCCUCGAGAACGAGAUCUUUCAUUUUAGAAAUAUUUCUUAUUGGUAUAAUGAAUUUUACGUCUUAAUCGGAGGUGUAAAACAAACACACCAGCGAAGGGGGAGUGACAUAGCAUAUUUACGUUUCUGCAGGGGCUGUCAGGAUACGAUUGGUUUCACCGUGCUCUGGGGUAGAAUCUAAAGAGGAGUGAUGUCUAGUACAUGUACUUCGGCUGCUAGGUUGAUUCUAAAUACGACUCACAGAGGAUUGUUAUGCUCCCGGAUUCAGUUGUAUUCUUUGAGCCGUCAGGGGUCUCGGGAAAGGCAUCUACCCCCCUUACUGCAUCUGAGGACCUUUUCAGAAACUGCAGUCUGUUUUGCCUCUAAAGAUGGAACAACGAAGGAUGGAGGGGGUGAUGGAAAGAAAAGUAUCAGUGAGGGGAAGAGGCUGUCUGGCUCUGGAGGAUCAGGCAAAGGGGGAAGUCAGCUUCGUUGCCCUAAAUGUGGAGAUCCAUGUACACAUGUAGAAACAUUUGUAUCAUCAACAAGAUUUGUUAAAUGUGAGAAGUGCCAUCAUUUCUUCGUGGUACUAUCUGAAACUGAUUCCAAGAAGGGGCUCAGCAAAGAGCCAGAAUCGGCAGCUGAAGCUGUGAAACUCGCCUUUGCACAAAAACCUCCUCCUCCACCAAAGAAGAUUUACGCUUACCUUGACAAAUAUGUUGUUGGACAGUCCUAUGCAAAGAAGGUUUUGGCAGUUGCAGUGUACAAUCACUACAAACGCAUCUACAACAACAUCCCUGCUGGUAACAGACAGCAAGUGGAGGUGGAGAAGCAGCCCUCUUUAACACCACGAGAGCUAGAGAUGAGAAGACGAGAGGAUGAAUACAGAUUCACAAAGUUACUGCAGAUUGCAGGGAUCAGUCCUCAUGGAAAUGCUCUGGGAGCAACAAUGCAGCAGCAGGCGAGUCAGCAGGCUCCACAGGAGAAGAGAGGGGGGGAGGUCUUAGACUCCACGCAUGCUGAUAUUAAACUUGAGAAGAGUAACAUAAUCCUUUUAGGUCCAACAGGAUCUGGAAAAACUUUGUUGGCACAGACACUGGCCAGAUGCCUUGAUGUCCCAUUUGCAAUUUGUGAUUGCACAACACUAACUCAAGCGGGAUAUGUGGGAGAAGACAUUGAGUCAGUUAUUGCCAAGCUGCUACAAGAUGCUAACUAUUCAGUGGAAAAAGCUCAACAAGGCAUUGUGUUUCUGGAUGAGGUAGAUAAGAUUGGCAGUGUACCAGGAAUACACCAGCUAAGAGAUGUUGGAGGAGAAGGAGUCCAGCAGGGCUUGCUUAAAUUGCUAGAAGGGACCAUUGUUAAUGUUCCAGAGAAAAACUCAAGAAAACUGAGAGGAGAGACUGUGCAGGUAGACACAACUAAUAUUCUCUUUGUUGCAUCUGGUGCCUUCAAUGGACUUGACAGAAUCAUCAGCAGAAGAAAAAAUGAAAAGUAUUUGGGCUUUGGAACACCAUCAAAUCUGGGUAAAGGUCGGCGCGCUGCAGCCGCUGCAGACCUGGCGAACACGAGCGGUGAGACGGACACAGUGGCAGAGAUCGAGGAGAAAGACAGGCUUCUGAAACAUGUGGAGGCACGGGACCUUAUUGAGUUUGGGAUGAUCCCAGAGUUUGUAGGCCGCCUGCCUGUGGUGGUGCCUCUGCACAGCCUGGAUGAGCAGACACUAGUCCGUAUACUCACUGAACCUCGCAAUGCUGUGGUGCCACAGUACCAAGCUUUAUUCAGUAUGGAUAAAUGUGAACUGAAUGUUACUCAAGAUGCCUUGAGAGCCAUUGCCAGGAUGGCCCUUGAAAGGAAAACUGGGGCUCGUGGUCUGAGAUCCAUAAUGGAGAAAUUGCUACUUGAGCCCAUGUUUGAGGUACCACACUCAGACAUUAUUGCCGUUGAACUAAACAAAGAAGUUGUUCAUGGAAAAUCUGACCCUCGAUAUAUCAGGGCUCCAGCCAAAGAGCCCACAGAGGAGGAAUAUGACUCUGGCAUUGAGGAGGACAAUUGGCCUCGGCAAGCAGACGUAGCUAACAACUAAACCACACGCCAGUCAUUUCACAAACUCCUGUCAGUGCCCUCAGAAAUGUACAGGUUUCUAUGGACUUUUGUCAAAGCCCCGGAUUUUAUUAAAGCCUUGUAUUAAUAAGCUGAGGAAGGUGUAGUUAAGUUAAUGAAGGCUUCUGGUGAUUUUUACUGAUCAAAUUAAAGUGUGUAACAUCUUUGGUCCUGUGCAUCACAUAUUAAUUCACUAGAUCUGUGCUCUCAGAAGGACCUUUGUAAAGUAUUUCAAUCUCUGGGGGUUGUUAACAUUUUAUCUAUAUAAAGAUAAUGCAAUUUUAUUCAUAAAGUUUUGUAGCUAGUUUUUGUUUGAUCUUUUUGUGGUGAUCGGCUCUGACAGUGGGGGAAACAAUGGACAUUAUGGGAUCAUGCUGUACACUUGAACUGGAAGAUGUAAACGGUAGGUUAAAUGUUACUUUUUCAACUAAUGCCUUAUAACAAAAGGGCAUAAUAUUCCACAAACAUCACAAUGUUGAUGUUUCUUAAGCACCAUCAUAGUAGUGGUGUUAGAACAGGUUGUAAAUGUUGAGUUUCACUGCUUAAGCAGCAUAUUUAAGCAGUCCUUUUCUUAGGAAAGUUGGUUUCUCACAUGUAAGACUGAACAUUAAAGAGAUGUUUAACCCGUUAACAUGGUUAUUUAACACCAAUGCUUCCUCUUCUCACCCAGAGAAUGUAUUCCUGCCAUCCAGCCCAUCAGCCUUGGCUCAGGCAUUUUUUUUCACAAUCCAAGGUUAUGUACUGUACAAGUUUAGUGUUUUCACUGAGUCGUUCUCAUCCAUGACUGAAAUCUACAUCAUGUUCUGGUCUACGUUUGCAUCAGUCUUGCAUUUUAUUAACAAUUUCCCACAACUCAAAGGUCACCAGCAAUGGAAACUCAGCUGACAUUGCCACACACUUAGUGAUCAUAAAUGGUACCCCAGUACCCACAUCUGUAAACAAGCGUCUACCUAAUUCUCUGAAUAAAGGAUAACAUUGUACUCUGAUGCUGUUUGUGAUACAAAAUAAUAUUAAACCUGAUCUGUUCUCUAA